AUGGUCAACCCCACUGUGUUCUUCGACAUCACUGUCAGUGGCAAGCCCUUGGGCCAUGUCUCCUUCAGGAUAUUUGCAGACAAGCUUUCAAAGACAGCAGAAAACUUUCGUGCUCUGAGCACUGGAGAGAAAGGACUUGAUUAUAAGGGUUCCUGCUUUCACAGAAUUAUUCCAGGGUUUAUGUGUCAGGGUGGUGACUUCACGUACAAUAAUGGCACUGGUGGCAAGUCCCUCUAUGGGGAGAAAUUUGAUGAUGAGAACUUCAUCCUGAAGCAUAUAGGUCCUGGCAUCUUGUCCAUGGCAAAAGCUGGAACCAACACGAAUGGCUCCCGGUUUUUCAUCUGCACUGCCAAGACUGAGUGGUUGAUUGGCAAGCAUGUGGUCUUUGGCAAGGGGAAAGAGGCCAUGAAUAGUGGAGGCCAUGGAGCGCUUUGGGUCCAGGAAUGGCAAGACCAGCAAGAAAAUCACCAUUGCUGA
Molecule: messenger RNA, 477 nt
Organism: Pongo pygmaeus (Bornean orangutan)
Lineage: Eukaryota; Metazoa; Chordata; Mammalia; Primates; Hominidae
Product: peptidyl-prolyl cis-trans isomerase A
Biological process (GO): protein folding; protein peptidyl-prolyl isomerization
Cellular component (GO): cytoplasm
Molecular function (GO): cyclosporin A binding; peptidyl-prolyl cis-trans isomerase activity
Source: RefSeq, a predicted model, not a curated record